Messenger RNA from Drosophila ficusphila, 2629 nucleotides. Its product is annotated as probable ATP-dependent RNA helicase DDX43. NCBI's taxonomy places the organism in Eukaryota, Metazoa, Arthropoda, Insecta, Diptera, Drosophilidae. Gene Ontology annotation, molecular function: RNA helicase activity; ATP binding; RNA binding. The transcript has 5 exons. Bases 281 to 2470 code for a protein of 729 amino acids. The record is from RefSeq and is a predicted model, not a curated record.
AGAUUCAAUGGCAAAAACAGUCGAGGCAGCAUCCAUCCCUGGUCAAAAUUCAGCCCUGCACGAAAGACUCACAAAGCGGUUCCUUAAACAUUUCCUUUUGGUGGUAAAAUGGAGUAAAAAAGCAAGGGGCUUCCUUGUUAAAAUCAAAUCGCAAACUAGACACACACACGCGAAUAAUUUACCGUUUGAAAGAGGCAAAAUUGCAAAAUCAGCAUUUUUCACGUGCACCAAAACUUAUUUCAUAUAAUUCGACAAAAUAAAGCGCAGAGCAAAUAGCGAAAUGUCUGAACUCGAUUGGGACGAUCCAAACUAUGUAGAUGCCCCUGUGAAGCUUCAGGAGUACUCCAAGAUGAACGAGAAGUACGAUCGGAGCAUCCGACGCGACGAUUAUUCACGUGGGUACGGAGGUGAAAGAAAGCGAGAUGAUUAUCGUAGUAAUCGCGACGAAUACGGCGGAGGAAGGCGGGAGAGCCGGAAUAAUCGUGAUGAUUACGGCGGAGGAAGACGGGAAAGCCGUAAUAAUCGUGAUGAUUACGGCGGAGGGCGACGUGACAAUCGCGAUGAUCAAGGCGGAGAAGGAGCUUUUAGCGAAUCCUUGAGCAUCGCCUCCGAAAUGGUGGGAAAAAUAAUUGGAAGAGCCGGAGCAAAUAUAUCGAGGAUUCAGACGGAUUUCAAUGUCCGUGUAAAAGUAGACCGAUGUGAUUUGGUUGUAAAAAUAUCCGGAAGUAUUCAGAGCAACGUCACAGACGCCAUCAAUUUCGUUCGCAAACAAGUCGGCAGUGAUUCGGGCGAUAAUAGAAGGGAUCGUAAUCAAGACAGCAGGGACUACGGCUCCCGUAAAGAAAGUAGAGGAGAUGGAGGAAACGGAGGAGGUGGCUAUGGUAGAUCUAAGGGGAGCAGCUACGACUUCGAUCCCCUUGUUGAUAGGCCCAACCAACAAAGUGGAGACCUCACCGGACUCAUCGAUUGGGCAGCUCUGCACAAGGAAUCGGAGGCAGCUACUGCGGCUCGCUGGGCCAAGUGUCCACCACUGACAAAGAACUUCUACAAGGAGGCGCCCGAGGUGGCCAAUCUUUCCGAAUCUGAGAUCGAACGUAUUCGCGCGGAUAACAACAACAUUACGGUCUCGCACGUUUUUGAGCCAAAAGAGGGUGAAACGCCGGUUCCCAUUCCCAAUCCAAUCUGGACUUUCGAGCAGUGCUUUGCCGAAUACCCAGAUCUGCUGGGCGAAAUCUCCAAACAGGGCUUUCCGAAGCCCUCGCCCAUUCAAUCGCAGGCUUGGCCCAUUCUCCUCAAAGGACACGACAUGAUCGGCAUCGCCCAAACGGGCACAGGGAAAACCCUGGCCUUCUUGCUGCCCGGAAUGAUACACACGGAGUACCAGAGCGUGCCCAGAGGUCAGAGGGGUGGAGCCAACGUUCUGGUACUGGCGCCCACUCGAGAGUUGGCCCUGCAAAUAGAAAUGGAGGUGAACAAGUACUCCUUCCGCGACAUGAAAGCAGUUUGUGUAUAUGGCGGUGGCGAUCGUCGCAUGCAAAUCUCGGACUUGGAGCGAGGUGCAGAGAUCAUCAUCUGCACUCCGGGUCGUCUCAACGAUUUGGUUCAAGCCAACGUCAUUGAUGUGAGCACCAUCACUUAUCUGGUGCUCGAUGAAGCCGAUCGCAUGCUGGACAUGGGCUUUGAGCCGCAGAUCCGCAAGGUGAUGCUGGACAUCCGUCCGGAUCGCCAGACCAUUAUGACUUCGGCCACCUGGCCACCGGGAGUUCGUCGCUUGGCUCAGAGCUACAUGAAGAAUCCCAUUCAGGUGUGUGUCGGGUCUCUCGAUCUGGCAGCCACACAUUCGGUGAAGCAAGUUAUUGAGCUGCUGGAGGACGACAAGGAGAAGUUUAAGAGAAUCAAGUCCUUCGUCAAAAACAUGAGCGAGACGGACAAGAUCAUUAUUUUCUGUGGACGCAAGGCACGCGCCGAUGAUUUGUCCAGUGAUCUCACCCUAGACGGUUUUAUGACCCAGUGCAUUCAUGGCAAUCGCGACCAAAGCGAUCGUGAGCAGGCUAUAGCUGAUAUUAAAUCUGGUGCGGUGCGCAUUCUGGUCGCCACCGAUGUGGCAUCACGUGGUCUCGACAUCGAGGACAUAUCUCAUGUCAUCAACUACGAUUUUCCGCGCAAUAUCGAGGAGUAUGUUCACCGUGUGGGUCGCACAGGUCGUGCUGGUAGAAAGGGCACCUCUAUUAGCUUCAUUACCCGCGAGGAUUGGGGCAUGGCCAAGGAGCUGAUUGAUAUCCUGCAGGAGGCGGAUCAGGAGGUGCCCGAAGAACUUCACAACAUGGCCAGGCGUUUUAAUGCCAUGAAAGAGAGACGCGCUGCUGAAGGCGUAGCUUUUGGAGGAGGAGGUGGUCGCUUUGGUGGUGGAGGACGCGGUGGAGGAGGCAGACGCGGCGGUGGAGGUCGCGAUUUCGACUCAUUUUACUAAUAAUUGAAAACCCAUGUAGGUGUUUUAUAGUUUUAAGAGACCACAGCACAUUGGAGUGCCUUGAAAUUUUGUUUAACAAAACGUUUAACGAUUCUACCCAAAGAGAGAUUCCAAACGAAAAUAAACCCAAAUUGGGAAAUUAGAAGAAUUGGAAAUCUA